GAUGCGUCACUGGAUUAGUGCUUUAGAAUCUGUCCCAGCCUCUUCCUCCUGAGCCUGCUGAGACGCCUCCAGAAGGACACAACACUCGUCGCUUGCUUUCCCUCCACCAAGCCUUCCACAUGAGCCAGCCAAGCCUUACCUCCGCACCAGGAUGAAGAAAGACAAGAAAACGCAUGCUUUACUGUUUCUCCUGCUGCUUCACUACAGCUCGGGGCAAUCAGACUAUGCUCCAUAUUUUUAUGACAAUGGUCCCAGCAGCACAAGUGGGAAUAUGGCCUUGUUCAGCAUCUCUGAGGAUACACCUGUUGGAACACAGGUGUACAUCCUGAAUGGCACAGAUCCAGAAGGAGAUCCAGUGCGAUAUGGUCUCACUUUUGAAAAAGGCACCACAGAAUUUUUCAGGGUGGAAACAAAAUCAGGAAACGUGACUCUAAUUCAGGAGCUCAACAGGGAGAAACAAGAUGAAAUCUCAGUACUUGUGAGCAUAACAGACGGCCGCAAUAAAGUAGUUGAGACAGUGAGAGUGUUUGUGACAGACGCUAACGAUGAGCCACCUGAAUUUCAAAACCUUCCUUUCAUUAUUGACAUACCAGAGGACACUGCUCCAGGAAGCAGCAUCUACAGAGUUCAUGCUGUGGAUAAAGAUCUGGGCUCAGGCGGUAGUGUUUCAUAUUUCCUACAGAGUUCCCCAUUUGCCAAGUUCACCAUUGAUGGUCAUAGCGGGAUCCUCCGAGUGAAACCUGGUGAGACUUUGGACUAUGAAACCACGGCGACACAUUUUGUGACAGUAACUGCAAAGGAUGGAGGUGGAAAAUACAAGGGGAAACACCAAGUGUUGACCUCCACAGCCACUGUAACAAUCAACGUUCUUGAUGCCCAAGACAUGCCUCCAUCCUUUAUAGGAACCCCAUACUUUGGCUAUAUCUACGAAGUCUCAGUCCCUGGUUCUGAAAUAUACACAGUGUAUGCCAAAGAUGGAGAUCAAGGAAAUCCCAACCCUAUACAUUAUUCUAUUAUUAAUGGUAGUGAUGGUGUUUUUGACAUAAAUAGCACCAGUGGAUGCAUCACCCUGUCAGCCCAUCCAUCUCUCCUGAAAAAUGAACUUUAUGAAAUCAAAGUUAAGGCAUCGGAAGUCGGGCCAAACAACCAGCUGCUGGACUAUGACGUUACCACGGUGACAGUCCGGGUUGUGGAUCUCAACAACCAUCCUCCGACCUUUUAUGGAGAAAAUGGACCACAGAGCAAGUUUGAGGUCACAAUGUAUGAGCAUCCACCUGCAGGGGAGAUCCUUCGAGGCUUUAAGAUCACAGUCAAUGACUCGGAUCAGGGAGCAAAUGCUAAAUUUAAAUUGAGACUAGUGGGACAGAACCGAGUCCUACGAGUGGUUCCCCAGACCGUCCUGAAUGAAGCCCAGGUGACCAUCAUUGUGGAGGACACGUCUGGCAUUGACUAUGAAAAGGGACCAACCCUUUCUUUUAAGCUCUUGGCAGUGGAGAUAGACACUCCUGAGCGUUUUAGUGCAACGGCUGACAUAGUGAUCAACCUGCUGGACACGAAUGACAACAUCCCUGUAUUCAGGUCCGAAUACUACAUUGCCAGAGUGCCUGAAAACUCUCCUGGAGGCUCCAGUGUUGUGUCUGUAACUGCACAUGAUCCAGACUCAGGGCUUUGGGGUGAAGUCAAAUACACGAUUUAUGGAUCAGGAUCCGAUUUGUUUACCAUCAACCCAUCAUCAGGUCUCAUCUCCACGCAGCCCUGGACCAGCCUGGAUGCAGAGGUCAGGUCAAAAUACAACUUUUACGUAAAGGCAGAAGACUCGGAGGGCAAAUACAGCUUGGCCGAGGUCUUCGUCACUGUCCUGGACAUGAAUGACCACCCUCCUGAGUUUGACGACAGACUUCUGGAGAAGACCAUGAUUAUUGGGACACCUGUCAAAGUUGAGGCAAUGGACUAUGAUGCAGAGUCUCCAAACAACGUCAUCGAGUACUCCAUCAUGACCGCUGAUCCUGACAAUGCUUUUGAUAUCAACGCAAACACCGGGGAGAUCAAGUUAAAACCCUUCAUUAAGUCUAUGGAGAUUGUGCAGAAUAUCACCAAACAGAAGGACUGCAAGUGGUCUCUAGUGGUCCAGGCCAGGGACCGAGGUUCUCCAUCCUUCAGCACAACAGCUGUGGUCAACAUCGAUAUCACAGAGGCGACUCCUCUCAAGGGGCCUAUGGCUGCUUUUUUAAUGAAAAGUAGGGACAAUCCUUUAAAAGCUCUAGGCAUGGUCACUUUUAUCAUUACUGUGUUGGUAGGAGUGACAGUCAUGAUCUCUACAGCUAUGUUCAUGCGCAACUCCAAGUCCAACAGAAUCAUGCCAGCACGCCGCAUCAUAAAGAAGCGGCCCAGGGACCAGCAGCCCUGGACCUUCAAGAUGCCUGUUAUUACGUUCACCAAUCCUGGGGAUAAGUUUCUCAUCAGUGACCCAGAGUGCAGCCCCCAGCAGGAACCUCGACUAAAGCCUCCGCCUCCUAUUGCUCCAUGUCUGCCUCCUCCUCCUCCAGCUAACAUACGGCCUGUUGAAAGGCCCCGGGCAGUCCCAACAAUAUCUGGUACGUUGGCUUCCAAAGGUUCCAAGAAAGCUAAGUCUGGCCGCCGCAAAGAGGGAAACAUGAGCUCUGCUUUAGUGUCUGAGCUGAAAAUGAAGUUGGAGCAGAAAAUCCAUGAGAACAACCAAGGUUAUUAUUAACUGAAACUACCAAAACAUCUAGUUUAAGGUUGUUCGAUUAUUUCUUUGACAGCUCCUCUAAUCUUAACCCAUUUCACCUGCAUUCCAUGUGAUGAUCUGGUAGUUGGCCCUACCUUGUGAUUAUUCAUGAGUAUAACAGGAAGGUUUACAGAUAUUCAUGUCUUAAGAUGUGACUUUAUGGAAAUGGGAUGCACUGCAUCCUCAGAUGACCUAGUUUUGAUAAAGAAAGGAGAGAGCUUAAGUGGAUGGUGCAGUUGCAGAGAUUUCACCACACUGCCAUCUUGAGGAAGAUUACAUCAUCUUAACAGUAAGAAGCACCACUCUAAAUUGUUCAGAGAGGAUUACAAAGACUUACUUUGUAUACAUAAGUUGCAUAACGUCUUGAAAAAUGUAAUGCUCACAACGCUGCAAUGUUUUCCACACAGAACAGGAUUUCAGCGCAAUAAAUCCUAAAAAGAACAAAAGAAAGAGAAGCUGUUCUUGUUCACUGGAGCAUACAGAUGAUUGACGUGUCAUGGAAGAAAAACGGCUUAUUAUGAAGUGCUAAAGGACCUGUGUGUUAAUAUUUUUUAUUGUGUUACAUCAGCUGCUUUAAAGCUGAAAAGUUGCUCCUUUGUAUGAUUACAAUGUGCCACUGUAGUAACACAAGUCUGCUUUUAUUUAUUUGAAUAAAUGUAAAAAAAAUGCUUUUAUAUAAAUGUAUA
Melanotaenia boesemani (Boeseman's rainbowfish) is the source of this 3435-nucleotide messenger RNA. RefSeq names its product cadherin-related family member 1. Gene Ontology annotation, biological process: homophilic cell-cell adhesion. The record is from RefSeq and is a predicted model, not a curated record. Gene Ontology annotation, molecular function: calcium ion binding; cadherin binding. The transcript has 17 exons. NCBI's taxonomy places the organism in Eukaryota, Metazoa, Chordata, Actinopteri, Atheriniformes, Melanotaeniidae. Bases 152 to 2731 code for a protein of 859 amino acids. Gene Ontology annotation, cellular component: plasma membrane; catenin complex.